AUCCGCUCAUUCGAGCGCGACUUUUGAAAACAUGAUUGACUCACGAGAUGCAGAAGAGAUAUGAACGUCACGCUUGUGUGUCAGGAACACUGGACUCAUACAAAACUGCCGUCACUGGAAAGCACCAAAUAUAAUAAUAAAAGGAGAACCACUGUUUUAUAAAGAAGUACUUGCUCUUACACGUAUCUCUGAAUCCCAUAGCUGUGUCUAUUCCAGACAUGGAUAACCCUCCAAAGCCAAUCGCUCUGCUCUUCGGUACAGUUUUCCUGUGGACUCCCAUAUGUGGUUCUGUUAAAAGCAACACACUGCAGGUGGCUGUAUCCUCAGACAUCGAGCUCUGCGGUCUCACAUGUGCCCAGUAUGGGAUUUAUACCCUCGAUCGACUGCCUGACGUCCCCAUUCUGGAUUUCGCUUGUGCAGAUGCUUCUUAUAAGAUAUACGGUGCCUACAGAGAGCGGCUACUCCUGAAUGUCUCCUCCGGCUGCUGCACCAUUAGAGCUGCGCAGAAAAAUGACAGGAGCGAAUAUGAACUGAAAUUCAUGGGAAUGGAUAAGAAACUAAGGCUGGUUCAGCGUACACAGUGUUGGAUUAUGGAGCCAGUCUCUGUGACCAACAUAACAACCAACCGCAGUGGAGAGAAUGUGAGUCUGAGAGUUUCCUACAGUGGGGAAGAGACCACAGUUCUGUGGACAUGGAACGGAGGAGCCCUGCCUGAGAGACACCAGCUGAGUGACAGUAACAAGACUCUCACUGUACCCAGUACUGACACUGGCACAUUCACUGUCCUUGUCUCCAACCCAGUCAGUCACACCAGCACUCACUAUAACCUCACACUCCCAGAUGCAGAAUUUGCCUCUCGAUCUCACGCUGUGGCAGCCGCCAUGAUUAUAGCUGCUGUGUCUUUGGCUUUUGCCGCUGCUAUUUUUAUUUGUUGCCAAACUGCAAGAACAAGUGGGCCAGGAGGGACAAUCAUACAUACAACAUGAACACUUCAAGGGAUGUUUUCAUAUUGAAAUAAAUGUCAAUAAGAUGAUACAGCCUGCCAUUUAGGAACCACCAAACUGAUUAGAUUUUGACUGUUUCCUAAAUUAUUCUGGGCUCGACAUACAACCUAAUGCAGGUAAAAAUUUCAGACUUGUCAUAUCCUAACACUUGGGUAAUAGUCAGGACCAGCAGGUCACAUAUACAAUCAGAUUUAUGAGAGUGUAUGGCCAGAUCUCAGGAAUAUAUAUAGAUAUAUAUAAUAAACAAAAGCCAUGAAUAUCUUGUAAAUUAUAUCCUUAUUAACGGUGAGUUCUGAUGUAAUUUCUGUCACAUGACUUAC
Molecule: messenger RNA, 1324 nt
Organism: Xenopus laevis (African clawed frog)
Lineage: Eukaryota; Metazoa; Chordata; Amphibia; Anura; Pipidae
Exons: 6
Coding region: 219-986 (255 amino acids)
Source: RefSeq, a predicted model, not a curated record